CUCGGCGAGGGCAGCUCGGCUAGAGAGGGAAGGCGAAGCGGCGCCGACCGCGGCGGUCCUGCGGGCCCCGCACCUGGGCGCGGCCGGCGCGCUCAGGUGGGGUGGACCGGAACCAUGAGUUCCUACCUGGACUACGUGUCGUGCGGCAGCGGCAGGGGCGGCGGCGACGUGCUGAGCUUCGCGCCCAAGUUCUGCCGCGCCGACGCUCGGCCAGUGGUCCUGCAGCCCGCCUUCCCCAUAGGCAGAGGCGACGGCGCCUUCGUGAGCUGCCUGCCCCUGGCCGCGGCCCGAGCGGCGCCCUCGCCCCCGGCCGCUCCGGAGCAGCCUCCCGCGCCGCCCCCGGCCGCGCCCGCGUACGCGCCGUGCCUCCUGGAGGGGACCUACGAGCCGGGCACGGCACCUGCCGCGGCUGGGGGCGCGGACUACGGUCUCCCGGGGCCCGGGCCCCCGUACGACUUCCCGUGCGCGCUCGGGCGGCCGGCCGACGACGGCGGGGCGCACGUCCACUACGCCACCUCGGCCGUCUUCUCGGGCGGCGGCUCCUUCCUCCUCAGCAGCCAGGUGGACUACGCGGCCUUCGGCGAGCCCGCCCCCUUCCCGGCGUGUCUCAAAGAGCCGGCCGACGGCCACUCCGGGGCCUUCCAGACCGCGUCCCCGUCCCCCGGCCUCUACCCCAAGUCUGCGUCCCCUUCGUCCGGCCUCCCCGCCGCCUUCAGCACGUUCGAGUGGAUGAAAGUGAAGAGGAACGCCCCGAAGAAAAGCAAAUUCGCCAAGUAUGGAGCCGCCAACUCGUCCAGCGCGAUCCGCACGAAUUUCAGCACUAAGCAACUAACAGAACUAGAGAAGGAGUUUCAUUUCAAUAAGUACUUAACUCGGGCCCGACGAAUCGAGAUAGCCAACUCACUGCAGCUGAAUGACACCCAAGUCAAAAUCUGGUUCCAGAACCGCAGGAUGAAACAGAAGAAAAGGGAACGAGAAGGGCUUCUGCCCUUGGCCACCACCGUGACUUCCCUCCAACUUCCCCUCUCAGGAACGAGCCCCACCAACUCUGGCAAGAACCUGGGGAGCCCUUCUCAGGCCCAAGAACCUUCAUGAGGUUUAGUCACGAGGCUGAGGAACUGUGGCCUGUAGAACUUAUAGGCCACCCCACCCUUAUCUGGACUUAUUAGCUCAGUUUGGGAUGGAGGUGGGCAGGGCAGAAAUAAUAGAGGUUUCACUUGGGAGAGGAAGUAUCUUGGUGGCUUCUGAGUUCGGAGCGGUGGGUGUACAGAUGUUAAUUUGAAGUCUCUAAAGCCACUGAUCUGUGUAUUAAUUGUGUCUUAUCAGGGAAAAGGAGCCCAGCUGCCCGCCCAGCCCUGCUGCUAUGUCGCCUAACUUAGUCAUGUGCAAUUCUCGGUGCAGAGUGGCAGAGUAUUCCUUGCUGAGCUCUACCAACACCUUGAUGUGCUCAGAAGAGCAUCUACCCAAAGUUUUAUCUGGUUUUAAUUUAAAAGACAAGACUACAUGUAUUCAGCUUCUAGAGAUGACCAAAGUUAGUUAUAGUUAGGGCCUCCUUGAUGUAUAAGCUGCUUCAGCAAUGAUCUUCACGUUUGCACUACAGGUUUUGUUUGUUUUCUUUAAAAAGCAGUUUCUACCUCUCCAUGUGCCUGAGUGAAGAUACAAUCGCUGUUUAGUUUGUAGCUGAACAAAUCCACAGGGUGGGUAAAGAUCCUGAACUAUACCUUGACACCAGUUACUCAAACUUGAAUGUAAAUAUAUACAGUAUGUAUAUUUUUAAAGAGGUUUGCUUGCAGUGAACUCAUAUAUGACAUUUAAUGUCAUAGCAUGUAAAGGGUUUGAACUUUUUUUUGUAAUAAAAAUAACAGAAUGUGCUAC
Molecule: messenger RNA, 1875 nt
Organism: Balaenoptera musculus (blue whale)
Lineage: Eukaryota; Metazoa; Chordata; Mammalia; Artiodactyla; Balaenopteridae
Gene: HOXD1
Product: homeobox D1
Exons: 2
Coding region: 115-1095 (326 amino acids)
Biological process (GO): regulation of transcription by RNA polymerase II
Cellular component (GO): nucleus
Molecular function (GO): DNA-binding transcription factor activity, RNA polymerase II-specific; RNA polymerase II cis-regulatory region sequence-specific DNA binding
Source: RefSeq, a predicted model, not a curated record